CCGUAGGACGGUCGAGGACAGCCCUUCUUUCAAACAGCCUUGCCCUCACGCCAGUCCCACUUCCCGCCAAACCGAGUCAUCGCCGUGGAAUCCCGCCGGAAGCUUUUCCGGUUAACGAGUCUCCGGCUAUUAGAUCUCCGGCAUCGCUGUCAUCCUACGACGCAUCCGGGGCCAACUGAUCUCACGGAAGGGAGACAAAGACUUGCGGGAGAUUGCAGACAUUUUCGGUCGACGGUUUCAGGUGGAUCCUAUUUUUCUGGCAACUCCUUCCGGCGGGAUUCGACGCGCCGGCAACGGAUUAAGCGAGAUCUGCAGAUCCUUCCGAAGCUUUUAAGGCUUCAUGAAAAUUGCGUUCGGGAGUCUUCUGGACUAGUCGACUGCUGUGAAUCGCGGGCUUUCGGCGAUCCCGGGGAGAUUUGUUAUCGGAAAUUGUCUGAGGAGUCCGUGUUGUGGUCUGCCGACUUGAUUUCCUUCACUAUUGUGGUCGUCUAUGGGCAGCUGGUCUUCCGGCGGUUAUUGUUGCCUGCAUAAUGCAGCAUCGGAAUAUCCGUGGAUUUCUCAGUUAUGAUUCUCUCAGGGUGAAGCCCCGCGGCUUGCCGAUUUCCCGGAGUUUCAAGAUCCGGGGUGCGGAAUCUUUUCGUUCUGGGCUUUUGUUUGCUUGAAUUGGCUUGGAGAGUGUAGCCAAGUUCUCGUGAAUGAGUGGCUGAGAUUAAAGGGAUCGCGUGGGCUUCGCAUUUACAUAUAUUCGGACUUAGUGGCCUUCUAGGUUUUCGUGAUUUCAAAAUUGUUAACCAUGAAGGUUCGGAAUCUCAGUGGCCUUUCGUAUGCGAAUUUCGUCUCGAAAGUCUAAUCCAGUAGGUACCACAUGACUUCGCGGAUUCCACUGUAGCGGCUAAGUCGGUCGGGAUGGCGAAGGUAGUGCAUGAGGGAUGGAUGGUCCGUUAUGGACGGAGGAAAAUUGGUCGUUCGUACAUGCACAAGCGGUACUUCGUUCUUGAAUCUCGGCUUCUUGCAUAUUACAAAAGGAAGCCCCAAGAUAAUGUGGUCCCAGUCAAAACACUUCUUAUCGAUGGGAACUGCAGAGUGGAGGACCGGGGCUUGAAGACACAUCAUGGACAUAUGCUUUAUGUCCUCUCAAUUUAUAACAAGAAAGAGAAGAACCACCGUAUUAAUAUGGCAGCGUUCAAUAUCCAAGACGCUUUGACUUGGAAGGAAAAGAUUGAAUCUGUUAUUGAUCAGCAUCAGAAUUCACUUGUAGCCAAUGGAAACAAAACAUAUUCUACAUUUGAUUUUAAGUCACAUGAUGACGAUAGAACUGCUUCUUCAUCAGAUCGUGAAAGUCAGUUUAGUGCUCAGGAGGAUGAGGAGGUAGCUCAUCGGACUUUGAUCAGAAGAACCACAAUUGGAAAUGGGCCUCCUGAUUCAAUGUUGGACUGGACUCAUGAGGUUGACACUCCUAAUCCCAAUAAUAAUGAUCAAGUCUUCUCAAGAAAGCAUUGGCGUUUAAUCCAGUGUCAAAAUGGGCUUCGGAUUUUCGAGGAGCUUAUUGAACUUGAUUAUCUUCCAAGAAGUUGUAGUAGAGCAAUGAAGGCUGUUGGUAUCGUGGAAGCAUCAUGCGAAGCAGUAUUUGAACUUGUGAUGGGCAUGGACAUGAAGAGGUUUGAAUGGGACUGUAGUUUUCAGUAUGGCAGCUUAGUUGAGGAAGUAGAUGGGCAUACAGCAAUACUAUACCACAGACUGCAGCUGGAUUGGUUUCCAAUGAUAAUUUGGCCUCGUGAUCUCUGCUAUGUGCGUUAUUGGCGUCGUAACGACGACGGAAGCUAUGUUGUGCUGUUUCGUUCAAGGGAGCAUCCGAAUUGCGGUCCACAACCUGGGUUUGUACGCGCACACAUUGAGAGCGGGGGAUUUACCAUUUCAUCACUUAGUUCUCGACGUGGAAGGCCUCGAACAAGAGUUCAACAUCUCAUGCAGAUUGACUUGAAGGGUUGGGGUGUUGGUUACUUGCCAUCGUUUAAGCAACAUUGCUUACUACAAAUGUUGAAUAGUGUUGCUGGCUUGCGCGAAUGGUUCUGUCAAACAGAAGAAAACCAUACAGUUUCAAGAAUCCCAGUGAUAGCAAGCAUGCAAUCUAGUUCAUCUUCUAAGAAAGGACAGAAACAGAGAGGGGCCUCCCACCGUCCUACUGCAUCACUGGAUCAAGUGCCUGGGGCAGGCCCGGAUAUGGGACAGCUCGAUGAAGAUUCUGAGGAAGAUGAGGAUUUUCAAUUUGCUGAGACAGAGGUCGGUGAAGCUAGUGUUGAAAAUGAAGUCAAACAAACAGCUGUUGUUGAAAAUGAAGCAAAAAAAACAGUGGAUGAGGGGACGACUGAGCAGAUUGAUUUAUCCUUGUUUACUGGCAAUCUGCGUCGAGUUGAUGUUGGUGAUGGUAGUCGUGACUGUUGGCAAAUAUGUGCCAGCAACAACUUCUUUGUCCGGAGCAAACAUUUUCUUUUCGAUAAAAGAAAGGUCCCUGCUGGUAAGCCAAUAAUGGAGCUUGUUGCAGUGGACUGGUUCAAGGAUGCCAAACGCAUGGACCAUGUUGCAAGGCGUCAGGGCUGUGCAGUACAGGUUGCAUCAGAGAAAGGGCUUUUCUCAUUGGCUAUAAAUCUUCAAGUUCCGGGUCCAACACAUUACAGUAUGGUCUUCUAUUUUGUGACAGCACGACUUAUACCUGGUUCCCUGUUGCAACUAUUUGUUGAUGGUGAUGAUGAGUUCAGGAAUACGAGAUUGAAACUUAUUCCUUAUGUGCCUAAGGGUUCAUGGAUUGUGCGUCAAAGUGUUGGAAGCACCCCAUGCUUGUUGGGAAAAGCAGUAGAUUGUAAUUAUAUUCGGAGACCUAAAUACCUGGAAAUAGAUGUAGACAUUGGCUCUUCCACGGUUGCAAAUGGAGUACUAGGGCUUGUAUGUGGUGUUAUUACUACUCUGGUGGUGGACAUGGCAUUUCUUAUCCAGGGGAACACAGUAGAUGAGCUGCCAGAGCGUCUUAUUGGCGCAGUCCGUGUCUCACAUGUAGAGUUAUCAUCUGCUAUCAACCCAGCACUUGAUGAACUUCAACCAACUGAAUCGUAGCUUGUGGCAUUGUUCAGAGGUUCUACCUAGAGCACCACUAUCUGUUGACUUUCUGCUUCCUCAUCAUGUAAACUUGCAUUCUGCAAUCAGUUGCAAGUCAUUGUAGAUCAUCAGUUGACUGUGAUUUAUGGAAAAUGAUCUCUGUAUUUCUCAAGCACGGCAUUUAUACUAGAAUAGCAAGAAAAUUGUGUAGCAUGUAUUGUUCUGUUCAGAUUGGCCUUCAUGUUACGAGUUCCUUCUAUUGAAAGGGGAAAAAGGAAAAAUCUAUUGCUGAUGCCA
Molecule: messenger RNA, 3387 nt
Organism: Nymphaea colorata (pocket water lily)
Lineage: Eukaryota; Viridiplantae; Streptophyta; Magnoliopsida; Nymphaeales; Nymphaeaceae
Product: protein ENHANCED DISEASE RESISTANCE 2-like
Exons: 24
Coding region: 907-3108 (733 amino acids)
Molecular function (GO): lipid binding
Source: RefSeq, a predicted model, not a curated record